Messenger RNA from Chinchilla lanigera (long-tailed chinchilla), 1963 nucleotides. It is a transcript of the gene Slc35a4, whose product is annotated as solute carrier family 35, member A4. Gene Ontology annotation, biological process: pyrimidine nucleotide-sugar transmembrane transport. Bases 16 to 990 code for a protein of 324 amino acids. The transcript has a single exon. Gene Ontology annotation, cellular component: Golgi membrane. Lineage: Eukaryota; Metazoa; Chordata; Mammalia; Rodentia; Chinchillidae. The record is from RefSeq and is a predicted model, not a curated record. Gene Ontology annotation, molecular function: pyrimidine nucleotide-sugar transmembrane transporter activity.
GAGUCUGAUUGGGGCAUGAGUGUAGAGGAGGGGGGUGUACCAGGCCUGGGCCGUCACAGGCAGGCCCGUUGGACCCUGAUGCUACUCCUGUCCACUGCCAUGUACGGUGCCCAUGCCCCAUUGCUGGCACUGUGCCUUGUAGAUGGCCGAGUACCCUUCCGUCCCUCCUCAGCUGUGCUGCUCACUGAGCUGACCAAGCUACUGUUAUGCUCCUUCUCCCUCCUGGUAGGCUGGCAAGCAUGGCCUGCAGCGGGCCCACCCUGGCGCCAAGCUGCUCCUUUUGCACUAUCAGCCCUGCUCUAUAGCGCCAACAACAACCUGGUGAUCUAUCUACAACGUUACAUGGACCCCAGCACCUACCAGGUACUGAGCAAUCUCAAGAUUGGAAGCACAGCCUUCUUGUACUGCCUCUGCCUCCACCACCGCCUCUCUGCGCGCCAGGGGUUGGCACUACUGCUACUGAUGAUCGCAGGGGCCUGUUAUGCAGCAGGUGGCCUUCAAGACUCUGUAAACACCCUUUCAGGGCCCCCGCCAGCAGCUGCUGCAAGCCCCAUGCCCCUCCAUAUCACUCCCCUGGGACUGCUGCUCCUCAGCCUGUACUGCCUCAUCUCAGGCUUGUCCUCUGUGUACACAGAGCUGCUCCUGAAGCGACAGCGGCUACCCCUGGCACUGCAGAACAUCUUCCUCUACACUUUUGGUGUGCUCCUGAACCUUGGUCUUCAUGCAGGCAGUGGUCCUGGCCCAGGCCUCCUGGAGGGUUUCUCAGGAUGGGCAGCGCUCGUGGUGCUGAGCCAAGCACUCAAUGGGCUGCUCAUGUCCGCUGUCAUGAAGCAUGGCAGCAGCAUCACUCGCCUCUUUGUUGUGUCCUGUUCAUUGGUGGUCAAUGCUGUGCUCUCAGCAGCCCUGCUUCGACUGCAGCUCACAGCCACCUUCUUCCUGGCCACACUGCUCAUCGGCCUGGCUGUGCGCCUGUACUAUGGCAGCCACUAGCCCCUGACUAUCUCCAGUCACUUGCUUACCCUGUACAUUGGGUGCCACCACUAAAGCACCUCCCAGGCCUCCCCCAGCCUCUCUUCAGCAGCCCUGUAACAAGUGCCUUGUGAGAAAACCUGGGGAAGUGAGAGCAGCCAGGUUAGUCUGGAGGUGGUGGGUGAAGGGGUACCCCUAGGAGACAUAAAGAGUGCGUUUGGUUAAGAAAACCUUUUUUUUUUUUUUUUGGUACUGGGAAUUGAAUGCAGGACCUUGUGCUUGCCAGGCAGGCACUUGUGACACUGAGCUAUAUCCCCGGCCCAAGAAAACUUUUUAACUUGCCCACCACACCAACUUCUUCCAGACUGAACCGUGUCUCUAAUGUGGGAGGCCCCCUGUCUCAUCCUGCAUGAACACAGUUGCUUAAAGUAGGGUGUGGGCAGCAGGUAGCUUUUUUUGCCUGGCAGAACCACUGCCCCCAGGCAUGAUACUGGCUCCUUCAGCCCAGUCUUGGUGCAUGACUUUCCCCAAGGAAUAUUCAUGCCCCACUCAUGCAGCAAGGCUUACUUGCCACAAAUCACACAGCCAUCACCCAGGCCACUCUGCCAGGCUUCCCCAUAGCAGUGCCUGGAGACAUCUGCUGCCUCCACAGUGCUGCUUCCCACACCUAGCCUUUGGUCUGGAAACUCCAGAGGGGGCUGGGGCUUGACUUGUCUCAGGGAGUGUUGUCCCUGGGCCUUGGCUUAAGUCUACACUCUUGAGCACUCUUGAAACCCUCUGCCACCUCUAAGGAUCUUGGGAGGUACUGUCUUCCCAGUGUGGAGCCUGCCCCUGCCUAGUAGUGUCCCAGCUCCCAACAGUCUGGAGAGGCUCUGGACAGUGACCUGGGACCAGGUAAGGAAAGUUUGUAUGGCUCAAUCAGUGUCUCUAACUGCAUAAGCAAUAAAGUCUUAAUAAAGUGUUCUAGGGUAUAGGUGCUUCCUAAAACUGGUAA